AGCCGUUUCCUCCAACGACGCAGCUAAUUGCGAAAGUGCGAAUUCCCCAAGAUGCCGGCCAACUCGGAGAAACAGCACUUGUCCAUCGUGAUCUGCGGUCAUGUUGACAGUGGCAAGAGCACCACUACAGGACGUCUGAUUUUUGAGCUGGGCGGCCUGCCCGAGCGCGAGCUUGAGAAGUUGAAGGCGGAGGCAGAUCGAUUGGGCAAGGGCUCCUUUGCUUUUGCGUUCUUCAUGGACAGGCAGAAAGAGGAGCGCGAGCGCGGUGUGACCAUCUCUUGCACCACCAAGGAGUUCUUCACGGAGAAGUGGCACUACACCAUCAUUGACGCGCCUGGUCACCGGGACUUCAUCAAGAACAUGAUCACCGGUGCCUCCCAGGCCGACGUGGCGCUGAUCAUGGUGCCGGCCGAUGGCAACUUCACCACGGCGAUCGCCAAAGGGAACCACAAGGCCGGUGAAAUCCAAGGCCAGACCCGGCAGCACUCCCGGCUCAUCAACUUGCUGGGCGUGAAGCAGAUCUGCAUCGGUGUGAACAAGAUGGACUGCGACACCGCGGGAUACAAGCAGGCCAGGUACGACGAGAUCGCGAACGAGAUGAAGAGCAUGCUCGUGAAGGUGGGCUGGAAGAAGGACUUCAUUGAGAAGAACACCCCCGUGAUGCCCAUCUCCGGCUGGAUGGGGGACAACCUGCUGAAGAAGUCCGAGAACAUGGGUUGGUGGAAGGGCCAGGACGUGGAGGUUGGCAGCGAGACCAUCCACGUGGAUACCGUGUACGAUGUGCUCGACAAGAUGUGCCGAGUGCCAGAGCGCCCUGUGAGCGCCCCCAUGCGCAUGCCCAUCUCUGGCAUCUACAAAAUCAAGGGUGUGGGUGACGUGCUGGCAGGCCGUGUGGAGCAGGGAGUG
Molecule: messenger RNA, 906 nt
Organism: Effrenium voratum
Lineage: Eukaryota; Dinophyceae; Suessiales; Symbiodiniaceae
Source: the annotation of a GenBank genome assembly